AUGAGUGUAGGAGCGUUGACCGGCCUAGUUAUUCUUCCCUUCAUGCUGGAUCGUCUGGGGCGAAAGCCAUGCUUGGUCUUCGGUUCAAUGUUUAUGCUGCUUGGCGUUGCCUUACAGUCUGGAUCGAUCAACUUUUCCAUGUUCGUAGGCGCUCGAUUAAUCCUGGGAUUCGGCGACAUAAUUGUCAUAUGUACGGCUCCAAUGCUCAUCACAGAGAUUGCACCUGCGCAAGAUCGAGCAAUCUUGGUCACAAUCGCCGGUGCAACUUACCAUUCUGGUGCAUACAUUGCAGCUUGGACCACAUACGGUACUCUGAAGAUUCAACAUGCCGAAGGCAACGAGGCGGAUGAAGUUGUACAGUUGGAAUUCACAGAGAUCACCACGGCGAUUGCUAUGGAAAAGAACUCAGAGGACUCCAGCUCGUACGUGGACUUUUUGCGCACACCGGGAAAUCGUAAACGACUCCUAAUCAUUGCUUCAUUUGGACUAUUCGCUCAGUGGUCUGGCAAUGGUUUGGUUUCAUAUUACUUGAAUCUCAUCAUGGACAGCAUUGGGAUUAGGGAUGCCAACAAGCAACUGCUCAUCAACGGCGCAUUGACCUCAUUCAAUCUCGUCACUAAUGUGUUUUUCAGCUUUUUCGUCGACAAUUGGGGCAGGCGACCAAUCAUGCUGGUAAGUUCUGCGGGAAUGCUUGUCUCUUAUGUGAUGUGGACAGCAUUUUCAGCGAAAUACGACGCACAUGCCAGCUCAAGUCUCGGGUCUGGCGUCCUGGGAAUGAUCUUCAUAUACUAUCUGUUCUACAACCUUAAGUCAGGUUUGAUUGCCAGUUAUACCACCGAGAUCCUUCCCUAUUCUAUGCGGGCCAAGGGAUACACGAUCAUGGAAUUUGCCAUGUACAUUGCGCUGUUCUUUAACCAAUACGUGAACCCUAUCGCACUUGAGAAUCUCCACUGGCGAUAUUAUAUCUUCCACAGCUGCUUCUUGGCACUCGAAGUCGCCGUUAUCUGGUGCUUCUAUGUGGAAACCCGCUAUGUGCCAUUGGAGGAAAUCACCAAGCUGUUCGAUGGCGAUGAUGUGGCAGCGGCGACCAAUGUGGAGAUGGAAAAGACAUGGGAGUCGGGCAAGGGCUUCACAACCGCGGUACAUAUCGAAGGUGCAGACUGA
This is a messenger RNA of Penicillium brasilianum, 1164 nucleotides long. The record is from the annotation of a GenBank genome assembly. NCBI's taxonomy places the organism in Eukaryota, Fungi, Ascomycota, Eurotiomycetes, Eurotiales, Aspergillaceae.